Recurvomyces mirabilis is the source of this 1206-nucleotide messenger RNA. RefSeq lists its product as uncharacterized. The record is from RefSeq and is a predicted model, not a curated record. NCBI's taxonomy places the organism in Eukaryota, Fungi, Ascomycota, Dothideomycetes, Mycosphaerellales, Teratosphaeriaceae. Gene Ontology annotation, molecular function: protein binding. Bases 1 to 1206 code for a protein of 401 amino acids. The transcript is spliced from 2 exons.
AUGUCAGACACGUCAGCGUUGCACGAUUCAUCGUCGCAUGAUAUGGCUUCGUCGAAAGAAACCUCAGGCAGAGCAACUAUCGGAGCAGGCCAACUACACACACCACAAGAACAUCUACACCAUAGCUUCUCACACGACAAGCCCUUCGACCCCUCGACACUGCUGCCUAACACCCUCUCGCCGCCAGCGUCGCCUAAUUUCGUUCUAGCACCACAACCAUCUGUCGACGAGCCCUUGUUCCCAGACACCGAAAGAGACGAAGCAGACCAGCCUCUCUUCGACAGCCAACAGUCGGAGUCUGCACGACCAAGCACAUCGGAGGCCACACUACGGCGACAUAGCACGUCAGAGCCGUCCAAGACCGUCAGAGUGCCGGGCACGCAAAUCGUGCUCGAGAACAAGCCCUUGGCUGCUUACAAUUACUUCCAAGGCUGCAUGGCGCAGGUUGAGCGGAUACGAGACGCAACGAGAAAGAUGCCGGGGCUCGAGGGAACAAGAUCGAAGAACAUCCUCACUCGAGACCCAGAGACACGGAGAGCGUUGAGUCGACUCGACACUUUCGAUAAGACGCUUCAUCGUGUCGACCGGCCGUCACGAGUGACGAAGACGACAAUCACACGAAGAUCGAUACCAGAUCGCCAUCAAUCCUCCGAGCCAGCACUGCCGCGGGUGACGACCGCAUCGCCUGGGCGGCCGGACACUCCUGAGCAUGCGUCCAAGACAAGACCGGCUUCAUCGAGACGAUCUCGAACACCAAAGUCACAAUCACAAACCGACUUCCUCGACAAUGCUUUCCCGGACAAGAAACACAAGCGCUCAGCGCCGUCGAAGCACACACCAUCGAAGGAGGACGACUUCAAGUGGCGCGAUCUACCCGAUUACGCCCCUUCAACCACUGACGCGCAAUUGAAGUCACUCACUGCCCAUUGGUCGAGUGGUGGGCCUCUUGACAUCGAUGAUCAAAUUGACGUUGAAGAGCUGCAUGGCCGCGAAUACGAUGUCUGUCGGACACUACGUCUCAAGCCUGUGCAGUACCUCGCAACCAAGCGACGAUUUUUCGUGGCGAAGGUGCAGUUCUUGAGCGAGGGGAAGACGUUCACCAAGACCGCAGCACAAAACGUCACCAACAUCGAUGUCAACAAGUCGAGUCGGCUGUGGGAAGCAUUCAACAAUGUGGUAAGCACUUCGCGGGGAUUGAAGGAGUAA